Messenger RNA from Caenorhabditis sp. 36 PRJEB53466, 1908 nucleotides. Lineage: Eukaryota; Metazoa; Nematoda; Chromadorea; Rhabditida; Rhabditidae. The record is from the annotation of a GenBank genome assembly.
AUGAACGCGGAGCAAAGCAAGAGUCUGCUUUCUAGCGGACACCUCUCGGCGGACCCCUACAUAAACAACUGCUACUCCGAGAUGUGCAUGUCAACGGCACAAGUUGGUGAGUUCAUUCCUGCCGCCUGCCAUGGGAUCACUCGUUCUCAUUCUAGCCCCACAGCCGGGCAAACACAAGAUUGGAUGGAUGAUCGCCGCGAUGUUCAUCGUGGCCGAUAUGGUCGGCGGAGGAGUCGUCGCCAUGCCGGUCGCGUUAAACUCUCCGGACUGCCCAUGGGUAUCAUCAUCAUGCUCACCGUCGCCGUCAGUUUCGAGUACACCGGCUAUCUGCUCGGAAAGGUCUGGAACAAACUGAUGGAGAGGAAUCCGCACAUCGGCGUCUGCCGGAAACCCUUUCCUGAAAUGGCGAAACGAACGAUGGGAACCGGAAUGCAGUGAGUUCAUUUCAGAUUUAUUUGGGAACAGAAGAAGUUUACAGACGGUUUACAUCUGUGCUCGGAAAUGUUACUCAGUUCGGAGUGUCUGUUGUUUAUCUCCUUUUAUCGGCAAUAUCAUCCACUAUUUCAUCAGCCAUGUUCUUCAUAUUGACAGUGUUUCUAAUUGCAUUGUAAGUUCAUUCACAAAAGUCACAAAAGUCACCAUGAAACCAUCUGAAACCUCAGGUCAUAGCCGCUCUCGCAGUUCUCAUCUGGCCCUUUACAUUAUUGGCCAGCCCUGGCGAGUUCUGGUAAACACUUAUGCUCAUUGCCACGUCAUAACUUGCCGUCGCAUUGCAGGAUUGUCAUUGUGUUUGCCAUGCUCACCACGGUCGUCGCCGUCGUCUCCAUCCACACCGGAAUCGCUCUCGACUCUUCCGCGUGCUUCUCCAAUGUGGCAUAUCCACAGACCACGAGCACUUCCACUGUUCUCUCCUUCGGAAUCUUCCUCUUUGCCUUCUCCGGACACUACGUUUUUCCGACGAUCCAACAUGAUAUGAAGAACCCGAGAGACUUCACCAAGUCCGUUCUCGCCGGUUUUCUCGGAGUCAUCCUCCUCUAUCUUCCUCUUUGCGUUUUCGCGUUCAUUGUAUACGGAGACUCCAUGGCCGAAUCGGUAAUCUACAGUAUACAGAGUCCGUCCCUUCAGGUAAUCUCAACCUCUUAUUGCCAGAAAUAAAGAAUGCCACUUUUCCAGUUGCUGGCCAAUCUCAUGAUUGCUUUCCACUGCAUCAUGACUCUUGUCAUCGUCAUCAAUCCUUUGAAUCAGGAGGUUGAACACUACGCCAAGGUCUCUCACGCCUUCGGAGCUGGAAGAGUUAUCACGAGAACAAUUGUACUUGUCCUGGUUCUCUUUGUUGCCCUCACUGUUCCCGAUUUCCAACCGGUCAUGAAUCUUGUCGGUCAGUACCUUUUAAACCUCUCUUUCACUCUGUCACGUGACAAUACUUUCAGGUGCUUCUACCAUUCCAAUGGGUUGUGCUGUUCUUCCUUCCCUUUUCUACUUGUACGGAGAAGCGGCCACUGAAGAGGAGUGGAGAAAGGGAAAGAUUCCGACGCUAAGACAGUUGGUUCCCAGAAUCUCGAACCCUCCUCUCAUUUUUCCCUUUCAGAGUCCUGGAACGAACCGACAAAACCAAGCUCAUCAUCAACCUCGUCAUAAUCUUCGGCGCCGUCCUCGGCGGACUUCUCGGCUCGUAUCAAGGAGUUUUGAAGUUGGUCAAGGCCAAAUUCACGGAGCCCUGCUACGUGCGUCUCUUCACAGAAACGACGUAUAACUCAACAUUCCAAGUCAAAAAUGUGUAAGUUCUACUUCUUUUUCUUCUUCUUCUACUUCUUCCUUUCCACUUCAUAGUGCACAUCUUCUUCUUGUUUCAGCUGCUGCGGCGCCAACAGAGACAUAAAUGUGUUCAAUGUGACCGACUUCUGCUGA